UGCCGCAAAACAUACUUUAUCCGGUAUGGAAGGUUAGUGGUCACGUGUUCCUCCCUUCCUCUUCCUCUCUCUUCUUCUUCAUCAUCCUCUUCUUCCUCCGCCAUCUCUUCUUCUUCCUCAUCCUCUUUUACCAUUUCUUCUAUCACUGAAUCAUUCGCAAAAGGAUACCUUCCGGCCCACAUGCCCCUAGCUCCAGUAGUUCCGAAGACUCCAGGGCAGCCAUAUGCCUUUGAGCGGCCUGAGUGCUUGGGUUGGUACCUGAUACCGUUAUUCAAGCUCUACAUCUCAUACGCGCCAGACUCCUUUCCCUGUGACUGGCUGGAGAAAACAGAGGACAUCAAGGUGAAAUGCAUAGACAGCACAGGCAACAAGGUAGAAUUUCCGACUCCUCCAGAGCUUUUGAAGGCCAUCAGGAAGUGUGAGAAUGUCAACCAUCCUGAAAAGGGGCCUUGCUUACCCAACAACUGGCACUUUUCUGGCUUCAUGCAGGGGGGAGCCUAUGACGUCCUUCGGGAGUAUCGGCCCAUCGAGCACGGGGAGUAA
Molecule: messenger RNA, 543 nt
Organism: Trichophyton benhamiae CBS 112371
Lineage: Eukaryota; Fungi; Ascomycota; Eurotiomycetes; Onygenales; Arthrodermataceae
Exons: 1
Source: RefSeq, a predicted model, not a curated record